AUGAUUUAAGAAAUAAAUUAAAUGCCUACAUGCAAAACUCAUAAAGGACUAUCUUUAGAGUUUUUUAAUACAGAUUUUUCAACUGAAAAUAAAUAAAUAGCUUUGUGUGCUAGAUGCCUAACAUCUAGUUUUGUUAAAGGGUAAGAUUUAUUACAUUAUUCUGAUAUUUCUGAAUUAAAUGAUUCUGAUGUUUUAAAUAAUUGGCCUAUUUUAGAAGACUAAAAUACACUAUAAAUUUUGUAGAGAAUUCUUGAAUAAAAGGAAGAUUAAGAAGAUUAUUUGUUAAUCAUAGAAUAGUUCAUUGAUGACAUGCUAAAUAAAAUAAACUAUAAAUUAUGUAGAAUGAAAAAAGCUGUGAUUAAUUAUUUUUCAGAAAGCUUUGUUUGCAAAUAAAAAAUUAUUAGCAAAUACAAUGAAAUAUCAUGCAAAUAAGAAUUAAAAAACUCAUUGCAGUUGAUGAUGGAAGGUAAUUAAAGUGGGUUAGAAUAAAUAGAAAACAUUUUCAAAAAAUCUUAUGAAAAAAAAAGUGUGAACUAACAAAUUUUAUUAGAUCAAAUAUAAAAGUACAAAGCUAACUAAGAAUUUCUUUAAUUGAAAUUUCCUAAAAUUGUGUAAAAAUAAUUAUUCUAAAAUAUUAAGCUAAUAAAAAAGCAUUUGCUUAACAAAGUUUUAUAACCAAAUAAAAACUCUCUAGAUUCAUUCAAAGACUAUUUUUCUGAAUGCAUUUGUGCCUCUAAUCAAGAUACUGAUUAUUUAAAAGAAAUUUAAUUAUCCAAUUAAUAGUUUGAAUUUCUUAUAUAAAAUGCAUAAUUUCAUAUUUAAAAAAAAUAACAAUUAAGUAAAUUAGAUAAAAAUAAUUUAAAUAAUUAAAAUAACAACAUUAUUGAGUAGCUUGAAAGAAUAAAUAAAGAACAUAAAAAUUUUGUUUCAUAGUUUAAUAUAAAAGAAUAAUAAUAAUUUGAAAACCUAGUUGCUAUGUACGAAUUCGAUAUAGACGCCUCAUAAAAAUAUCCAUUUAUAAAAUCUCUCAAAGAUGAAUACAGUUAAAACAAUUAAAUCAUAAAGAAAAAUAAAGAGGGAUUAAUAAAGAUCAAAUAAAUUAAUUCAAAGUGGGCUGUGUAAUUUUUUACUGAAAAAGCAAUAGAUGCAUCAAAAAUGUAUACAAUCUAAAUAGAAAUAAAACCCUUUAAAGGUGAAGAAAAUAGCUAUAGAAUAGCAAUUGGAUUUAUUGAAAUUUCACUAUGUAAUGAAUAGUGGCUUGAUUAAGAUAUUUCAUCUAUUUCAAGCUUAUAUGUAUCGAAUUAUAAUAAAAAUAAAUUUACUCUAAAUAAAAAAGGUAUGCUCUUAAAUAAUAGUCUAAUUAAUCAUUCUGAAUUGAUGAGAAAAUUAGAAAUUUAGUUUUGUUUAAAACAAAAGUUUUUCUAAAUAGCUGAUUAUCCUGGCUAUAACAACAUCACUUAAGCAAGGGGAGAAGAGAUGCUUAGAAAUUUAGAUGGUUAGGAAUAUGUAUUUGGAAUGAAACACUAUUCUGUAAAAUCAAUCAAGGUUUUGAAAUUUACUGAAAAAUUUAUGCAAAAAAAUUGA
Tetrahymena thermophila SB210 is the source of this 1584-nucleotide messenger RNA. RefSeq lists its product as hypothetical. The record is from RefSeq and is a predicted model, not a curated record. The transcript has a single exon. Lineage: Eukaryota; Ciliophora; Oligohymenophorea; Hymenostomatida; Tetrahymenidae.